AUGGAAUGCUUUCUGAAAGAAAAGAUUUUAAUUAUUGCAUUUCAGUUGAAGGUUUAUAUCCAAAUUUUUGUCUCUGAAAAGCAUUGUGAAUUUCACUUGUAUUCACUUGAAUUUAGGCGUACUUUUAAUCCUCUGCGCUAUAUAUCAAAAAGGGUGCAGGUCUAUUACUCAAUGAUCUCGGCUGCUGUUGACAACAACAUCCAGACGUGUUCAAACGAAUCUAGUUACCAACAUUUUUUGGAUUGUUUGGUCUUACCAGGGAUGACUUUUGAAUUAACAGGACCUGAUAAGAUUAUUACUUGGUCUAUUGGUCCAGGUCUUGUUUACGUACCAGCAUCUAGAACGAAAAGUGCUAUGGGCAAGCAUAAACUGGCGGACUCAGUUUUAGUGAAACAGUUUGGUGUUUUGAAAUUCAAAAGGAAAACAGUGAAAAAUUCGGAGCCACUGACCUCAGUCAAGCGUUUUAAAUCCAGUGACUCAUCGGGCGAUACGGAAGAAAAUUAUAUUUGGAUAGAGAGCCCACCAUGCUUUCGUUCAGUAACCACAUUACUUCCGCUUAGUCGACUUUCAUAUCGUUGUCAUGUUGGUCAGUUCCAAAAAGAGGACAAGGUUAUUGGUAUUGUAACAAGAAGAGCUGGUAGAAAUUUUGUGAUUGACAUUGGUUGCGCCACUCCUGCUACGAUCAAAUACCAAUCGUUUGAAGGUUCUUCUAAAAAGAACCGUCCUGAUAUUCAUGCAGGUGAUGUCAUUUUUGCCAUGAUUAAGCGGGCUGAUAGAGAUUUAGAAGUCGAGUUAUCAUGUGUAGAUGAAGCGGGAAAAGCUUGUGGAAUGGGCAUCCUUGGUCGUUAUGAACCCGGAACAGUUGGAAAUGCUGGAGGUCGACCUGGAGGUAUACUGUUACACUGUACUCAGGACUUAGUCAGACGACUAGGCGAUCAAAAAGUAUUUCCUUUGCUUCAACUUUUAUCCAAGGUCUUUCCAUUUGAAGUGUUCAUUGGUGUUAAUGGCCGAAUUUGGUUAACAGCGAAUUCUCCCAGAGAAACUAUGAUCCUAGCCAACGCUAUUGCAAUUGCUGAGCACAUAUCAAACGAUGAAUGUUGUAGGUUAGCCAAAGAGCUUUAUUGAGUGCUCCCAUUAUAAAUAUUGACAUUCAAGAACUUUGUACAUAAUACUGAUAUUAGAUAUUUGCAAUCUAUAUUUCGAUUCUGAAAUAAAAUAACAUGUGGACAUACUUGUUCCCGAUCACUCUUCCAUUAUUCAUUCAAACUCUGAUUAACUCAAGUCAAAAAUCAAAUACGAUCAUUAUAAAAGUAUUUUCCCUAUACAUAAGAAAAUACAUCACUUCAUCAGGCCCUUCACGCCCACAGUGCAACACAUUCAUUGUUCUCAAGAUGAACCUCAAAAGCGAUAUGAAUUCAUAUGCUUCCAAAAUUCCCAUCACCCCACACAACACCCCACGAAUAAUACCCAAUCAUUUGGGCAUCGAAACACAGCUACAGCCUAAUGAGAGCCUGCCAGCAGUGGAUUCCCCUAGCUUCAUUCGAACAGGUAGACACAACAGGACUGACUAUGAGUCGUCGAGUGAUCAUCAUGAGUGGUUCAACUUGACUAACACGGAGUCCAAUAUCUUUC
Molecule: messenger RNA, 1632 nt
Organism: Trichobilharzia szidati
Lineage: Eukaryota; Metazoa; Platyhelminthes; Trematoda; Strigeidida; Schistosomatidae
Source: the annotation of a GenBank genome assembly